Molecule: messenger RNA, 2259 nt
Organism: Saccoglossus kowalevskii
Lineage: Eukaryota; Metazoa; Hemichordata; Enteropneusta; Harrimaniidae
Biological process (GO): regulation of transcription by RNA polymerase II
Cellular component (GO): nucleus
Molecular function (GO): DNA-binding transcription factor activity, RNA polymerase II-specific; RNA polymerase II cis-regulatory region sequence-specific DNA binding
Source: RefSeq, a predicted model, not a curated record
AGCAAUGGAUACUAGUAUUGCCACUGUUCCCUCAAGUACAGUUGUUAGUGCUGGUGCAGGUGCAGUUGUCCCUUCUGGUUCAUCAGAAGAAGCAGACAGGGUUCCACCUACUACUAGUAUUGCAGAGACUCCUUCAGUAAUGACAGCUACCUUAAGAGAGAGUGAUGAUGGUACUUGGAUAAUAACAAGCAUGGAUGGGAAAGCUCUUCAUCAUAUUUCACACGCUUCAGAACCAGGCACAGGUACUGAAGAAGAAACUGUUUUUUAUGCUAUUGAGCCGGAGAGUGUUGAGGAGAAAGGACAGGAAGUCUGCAAUCCAGAUGUUCUUGUUGCUGCAUUAGAAAAUUUGAAAGAAGAUUUUCAACAGGCUAUGAUAAAGGGUUGUGAUGAAAAAUCAGAUAGUAAGGAAUCAGAUGUAGUGAAAAAGGCCGUGGUGAAUAAGAAACCACCUCAGCUGGAAGUUGGUGAAAUCCCUUUUGGGCAAAAGGGUGUUCUCAAGUUGCAACCAGAAGAAGACGAAGAAGAUGAUGAUGAUGAAGAAGAAGAAAUUGUGGUGAAACCCCCUGAAAUUCAAAAAAGUGAAAGGUCUGGAAGAACCAUUAAGAGGCCAGCACAUUUUUGUGAUAUGGAACUUGAGGAUUGGACUCCAAGCAAGGAUACGGGUAGGAAGAGGUAUCGACGUAGAAACAAGGAAGUCAGUGCUUCAAACAAACAGUAUGCUUGUGAUCUUUGUUCUGAGGCUUUUGUUAAAGAAUCAACAUUAGAUCAUCACUAUGAUGAUGUGCAUACUGGUCCCUACAAAUGUGAGGGUUGUGAAAAGGAGUUUCCUAAAAAAGCUCAAUUGAAAACACAUGAAAAAAUACAUCUUGGUGACAGACCAUUCAAAUGUGACAAAUGUGAAAAAGCAUUUCCGUAUUCUUCACAUCUGACUGUACAUCGAAGAAUUCACACUGGUGAAAAACCAUACCAGUGUGAGUAUUGUGGAAAAGGAUUUGUAGCAUCUUGUGACCUAAAACGACACAUUCGCAGCCAUAUUGGACUGAAACCACACGACUGUACAUUAUGUGAGAGGUCGUUUGCAGCGAUGUCUGAUUUAAGAAGACACAUGAAAACACACACUGGAAAGAAAAGCCAUGAAUGCAACAACUGUGGCAAGAUGUUUGCAAGAGCUGAUAGUCUAAGACUGCAUAAGCAAUUAAUUCAUCAAGAAAUCCAUGAAGCAUAUCAGUGUGAUGAGUGUGAAAAAAUCUUUAUGCAAAUGAGGUACCUACGUGCACAUCAGAAAUAUUUGCAUGAGGAGGACGGCCCAUAUACAAUAAUGCCAAAAAGUGCAGCAGAUAAUAUUCUUGCUCAACAAAAAGCAAAGCGUGAUGCUGAGUCUUCAUCAAAGACUGACAAACAGAAUGAAGAGAAGAGUGAUGGGGAAUAUACAUACACUUUACCUCCUACUUCGAAUAACACAACAGCCUCAGUUGGCGGUGAUACUCCAACUACUGCGACUGUAACUACAGCAGAAACCAGCACAACCGUCACUGCAACAGCAACUGAAGGAACAUCUGAAAACUCCCAAGAAUCCCAAGCAUCAACAAAAGCAGUUAAAAACAUUAUAGUAUUUUUGAAACAAGAUAGUGGAACAGUUCAGUGUGAAAAUGGUGAAGUAAUAAGUCAAACUGUUCAACAGAUUGAGCUCCCACUCGAUGGUUUAGAUGGGGAUAUUUCAGGUGAAGCGUUACAAGAAGUAGCUCUGCAAGCUAUGCAGCAAAUAUCAUCUGGAGAGAAUAUAGAACAAAUUGUGAUUCACCAAGUCACAAAUCCAUAGACCUCUACUCUCGCAUCAUGUCAUAAUAAUCUUUAUUCACAAAGUUAAUAUAAAUUUUUUGUAUAAUUGCUGCUCUGAUAUUGAUAUCUCUUCUAAUCCAUUGAUAUAUUUUCUAAUCUAACUGAUCAGCUGCAUAACUUUUGAAUAGUUUAAAGUAUAUUUUGCUGGUAUCCAGAGACAUUUCUUGUUUAUAAUAGCAACAAAGUGUUAACAUGUUACUCUGACCUCCUCACUCACAACACUGCUUUUGCUUUCAUCAAGAGGUAUUUGUUGUAUCAUUUAUGGAGCCUGAGAUGAUCAUCCACCAUGUGUAUAUAUACUAAUCUUGUUCACUUUUACAAAUGGUUUAUGCCAAGAUUCUUUUAAUCAUGAAGACAGACAGACAAAUAUCAAAUAAAAGAAGCAAUAGGAGAAGUAUGAAAAGCUGUAGUUAGCGUAAA